This is a messenger RNA of Protopolystoma xenopodis, 993 nucleotides long. The record is from the annotation of a GenBank genome assembly. NCBI's taxonomy places the organism in Eukaryota, Metazoa, Platyhelminthes, Monogenea, Polystomatidea, Polystomatidae.
AUGGAUACUAGCAGUAAAGUUGAGGAUGAAGACAGAGAGAGCCAUGAAUUAAUGACUGACGAAGAUGAGUUGAAAUAUCAGGAGGAAUAUGAAGACUAUUGUGAGAAAAAAGGAUUGCUAAAAGAAUCAUUUAUGGCUUCUUCCCUUUCUAUCAACAAAUUUUUUCAAGGACCGGAAUUGGAUAGUAUAACUUCAAAACAAUUCCUUGGUGAUAAGGACACAGAUAAAGGGGUAAAAACGCCAAUGCUUUCAGAAAAUCAACCGAAUAGCAAUUUUCUUAGUACUCCUUCCUCGCAACCCUCCCCAAGGACGGAUGAGGCACUUGCUUAUGGUACGAAAGGUUUAGCUGGUUCAACAUUAAAUCGACUCUGGGUAGCCCUACUUGAUGGAAAGGCAGGAAUGCCAAUACGUCGGGCCGUUUGGGUUGAGAUCUAUAGUGGAGGUACUGUUCUACGAAUUGGGGGUGAACAGUCAGCUGACAAAUCGCAUUCUGAGCCAACAAAUCUUUUACCAACCUUUGCUGUAUUUUACCAUGGAGUACCACAAAGUGAUGUAAUUGAAAGCACAGGUGAUGAUACUGCAGGGGUUAACUUGUCUUCUGCCUAUUGCCUAUCGCUACGAAGUACACUUGUCGAAGAAUUGGGCCCCACUACUAUGCGCGUGGUCACUCAUUCCGGAGAGGGUCAUUCUCUUCUGAUAGAAGUACCGCGCCCCGAAGAUCUUCCAGCCUGGAUCCGUGCUUUUCAACGGUAUCCGACACAUGAUCCAGGUGGAAUUUCGCGAAAGAGUACUUCGUCCGAGCGUCUAUUGUUGCGGGGGGGUAACCUCAACACCAAUCAGAAUACAAGUAUAAAUUCAUGUCAGGAUGGAUCUCCUGUAGGAAACUGCUACAUGGGAUCUCUUUUAAGUGCAGAACUAUCACCUAUAGUCUCCAGACGACGCUCAUUGGAACCACUUUCUGAACUCUCUGAGUCAGCGGAAGAGUCAAAGUAA